AUGGCCUUACGCUGCUCAGACCCUGUGUACAACUCUGCAGAGCCGAAGAUUAUUCGUCCAUACUGUGAUGAUGCUCUCUGCUUCAAUACUUCGACUGCUGGUGAGCAAUCGCCGAGCUUUUCGGUUUCAGACACUAAAGCUACAUUUCGGAUUGUGAUCUUUGUUGCCCUAGGCAGCGUAACUUAUGGCUACUGUGCCAGCAUCAUAGCGACCACCCUUGGACAGCCAUCCUUCAUAACCUACUUUGAACUAGACAGACGAUCGAAUGCCAGCGAUUUGAUUGGAGCCACCAAUGGACUCUUUCAGGUUGGCGGUCUCCUUGGGACGUUAUCUUGUAUGAAAUCGGCCGACUGGCUGGGUUGCCGAAAAGCGCUGUUUGCAGCGAGCAUUGUCACUACGAUCGGGGGAGCACUGCAGGCAGGCAGCGUGCAUAUUGGCAUGUACAUCGUUGCCCGCUUGAUAACAGGAAUAGGUAUCGGGGCUCUCGUCACUCUAGUACCUCUCUAUCAAAGUGAGGUAGCACCGCCGAAAAUUCGUAGCUUGCUGGUUGGCAUACAUGGAGUGAUGAUCUGCGUCGGUUACACUUCCGCAAGCUGGGUGGGUGUUGGCUUCUACUUUGUCCAGGCCGGCGGGGCUCAAUGGCGUCUUCCUCUCGCGAUCCAGGCGAUUUGGCCUACUUUACUUGCUAUGGGAGUCAUGUUCCUACCAGAGUCACCACGAUGGCUGCUUGAUCGCGACUGCUUCGAUGAAGCAUACUUGUCCUUCAAAAGGGUACGAGCUGAGACCUCGGAUAGCUUCUUAAAUGACGAAGACGCCAUCCGUGCCGAUUUUGCUGUGCUGCACUCCCAUAUUUUGCAUGAGAAGCAACAACGGCUAUCAACCUGGGAUUUGUUCAGGUUGCCAGAAUAUCGCCAACGGCUGGGCAUCGGUUUCAUAAUGAUGGUAGGAGCCCAGACCACUGGAACGCAGAUUAUCAACAACUAUGGUCCUUUAUUGUAUGCAAAUCUCGGCUUCGACACGGUUCGGCAGCUUAUCAUCCAAGCUGGCUGGAUUUCCGUCUCUCCUUUUGGCAAUUGGCUCAAUGCUCUGACUAUGGACAGAGUUGGCCGCGUGAAAAUGCUAAUAAUUGAGCACGGCGGGCGAGGCGCUGCCAGCGCCGCAGUCUUCUUUCUAUUCUUACAUGUAGCACUCUACGCCAGUACCAUCGAUGCUACCUCGUACAUCUAUGCUUCCGAAAUAUUUCCGACGCCAGUCAGAGCCAAGGGACUGUCACUAUCCAUAUCUGGAUUGUUCCUUUCGGCUUUAGCAUUGCUGCAGGGUGCUCCCACGGGCUUUGCGAAUAUUGGAUGGAAAUAUUACCUGGUGUGCAUUGUUGCUACGUCGGCUGUCAUCUUUGUGAUCUGGUGGAAGUUCCCCGAGACCAAGAUGAUGUCACUAGAAGACAUUGGAGCCCUCUUCACGAACUCAGCGGAGCCGGUGGGUGAGAAAGAAAGUACCAAAGUGAGACGCAACUCUUUGAAUGAGGACAUGGAGAAGGACAUAAAAAUGCGUCGCCAGGAGGAUUGUGAAAAAGGGGGAGGGGGAAGCCAUUGGGAAGCUGCAUGCUUGAUUGGUGAUUGA
Rhinocladiella mackenziei CBS 650.93 is the source of this 1620-nucleotide messenger RNA. RefSeq lists its product as uncharacterized. Gene Ontology annotation, biological process: carbohydrate transport; transmembrane transport. Gene Ontology annotation, cellular component: membrane. The transcript is spliced from 8 exons. The record is from RefSeq and is a predicted model, not a curated record. Gene Ontology annotation, molecular function: carbohydrate:proton symporter activity. Lineage: Eukaryota; Fungi; Ascomycota; Eurotiomycetes; Chaetothyriales; Herpotrichiellaceae. Bases 1 to 1620 code for a protein of 539 amino acids.